This is a messenger RNA of Cooperia oncophora, 423 nucleotides long. The record is from the annotation of a GenBank genome assembly. NCBI's taxonomy places the organism in Eukaryota, Metazoa, Nematoda, Chromadorea, Rhabditida, Trichostrongylidae.
AUGAGUGGCAGAAAUGAUAAUCCCGACAAACUUCAGAAAUCUCGUGAUCAAGUACUGUCCGUUGAUCCGGAGGUGGCCUCAUUCACUACGGCCGGAGGGAAAUCAGAGCAUAUGUUGGUGAAUCUCGGUGACAAACACCUGGCUGUCAAGGUACGAUGCAGCAAUAACCAACUUUAUCGCGUGAGGCCCGUCUACCAAGUGGUCGAGACAGGACAGUGCAAGAGCUUGAUAGUUACACGUUUGAUUGGUCCUCCUCGUCGAGAUCGGUUAACUAUUCAAUAUUUACCAACUACUGACAUAAACUGCAAUUUAAUAGAAUUCUUCAAAGAUGCUAUAAGAAAAGGAAUUAAGAUCGAGGCACUCAGAGUUAUUCUCAAAAUGAAAGAAGAAGACAAUUUCUCCAAGGAUAGAGCAUGCAUAUGA